Messenger RNA from Psilocybe cubensis, 4842 nucleotides. RefSeq lists its product as uncharacterized. The record is from RefSeq and is a predicted model, not a curated record. The coding region runs from base 1 to 4842 and encodes 1613 amino acids. Gene Ontology annotation, cellular component: endoplasmic reticulum. The transcript is spliced from 28 exons. Gene Ontology annotation, molecular function: UDP-glucose:glycoprotein glucosyltransferase activity. NCBI's taxonomy places the organism in Eukaryota, Fungi, Basidiomycota, Agaricomycetes, Agaricales, Agrocybaceae.
AUGAAACGAGUCUUUGCCUUGCUUGGAGCGGCUAUCCCCGUUCUCCAGGUGGUUGGGAGCCCGCCUGUUAAAGUCGGACUGAGGUCAUCGUGGCCUGCCCCGCCAUUUCUAGCAGAGAUUCUAGAGACAGUAUCAUUAGAGAACCCAGAUGCAUUCUUUACAUAUUUGGACCGUCUCACCGACCCCGAAUUAUUGCGGUUACCCAAUAGCCUGAAACCUGAGGCCAUUCAUCAAGCUGCACUCCAGAUAGCCAUUGACAAUGGAAUUCUGCACGAGGAAGGCUCCCUGUCGCUAGUUGAAAUGAAUCUAGCCAUGCACGCUGCGACACCGAAGCUGGAGGCUUUCUAUAACUACUAUGCUGACAACCACAAUCGCAGUCCCGGAACACAGUGCGGGUCAUGGGUAGACUGGUAUGGCGAGGUUAUAUGCGAUGUUGAGACCUUGGCGCAACUUGCUGGAGUUGAAGCUAUUGAUCCUCCUCGAGAUCCCAAGACAGACACGUUCCAACCUAAACCCAAAAUUCUCACUUUUGAUCAUAUCUACCCUCCUCCAGAUCUUAUUCUAGAGAGGCCUCCUCGGACUGCCAUUUUGUACGCGUCAUUAACCUCACCCAACUUCCGUGAGCUGCACACAUACCUAUUGAAGCUAACAAAUCGACUGGACCCUCAUGUGGAAUACGUAUUCCGACAUAUACCCCCCACUUCUCAGUCAGAGGAGAAGACGUACUUAUCAGGGUAUGGUGUAGGACUUGACUUGAAGAAGAUGGACUACCUUGCGCUUGAUGAUCGAACCAAUUCAGCAGCAAGCAAUGCAGAGUCAAAAUCUGACAUCAGCAGCGAUACUCAAAGAGUGGACCCUGUGAUGCCUCUGAUUUUGGCGCACCCUGAAAACGUCACCGCUCCUGGCGCGGACGUUCCAUUGUCAGAGGAAGAACUUGAAGGCCUUGGCGCAAAAGCAGCCCAAAUUAUCUCAGAAUCCCUCGACCCGCUCGAAACUCUCACUCACCUCUCCCAAAACUUUCCAAAAUAUGCCACUUCUCUAGCUCGCAGGGUAGUUGUGAACGAGAGCAUUGCUGAAGAACUGCACAACAAUUCUCUCAAAGCUCAGCGCGGCAUCAACGCUCUUUGGUUUAAUGGUUUGCAAAUAGAACCAAAAGAUGUCAAUCCAUUUGGUCUCAUCCGGACUGUCAGGAAGGAGAGGAACGUCAUGAAAUCCCUGACCUCGUUAGGUCUCGAGCGAUCAGAGGCGUUGCAGUUGCUAACUCAUUCAGCCAUUGCUAUAGCACAAAAGGACAGCGCUUCAAUGGAAGCCAUCUUCGAUGCGAGCGAUCGACCUGAAGGAGGUGAUGUCAUUGUCUGGUGGAACGACAUGGAAAAAGACAGCCGAUACGCAAAAUGGAACCCAUCACUCUAUGCACUCCUCCGUCCCAUGUACCCCGGUUCUCUGCCCAGUAUCAAAGCCAACUUGUUCAACAUUGUUCUGAUCCUCGACCUAUCUCAAACAACGAGCCUGAAUUUCCUCGCUGGUGGCGUCACCAAUAUCAUCAACCGCGAUAUUCCUUUAAGAUUCGGCCUAGUUCCUUUGGUUGAGACUGAAGACGGAAAGAAGAUGGCUAGGCUUUUCUAUCAUCUCGUUAAGAAUUACGGACGUAGAAAGACCCUCCAAUUCAUACACUCGAUAUCGCAAAUUCGACUGCCAGCUCACCUCCAGACAGCCGAUCUUGAUUGGACGACUGUCGGCGCCGCUUACGACGAACUAGUAGCGCGCGAGCAUGAAGAGAACCCUGACGUCGUAACCCCAUCUCUGGAUGCAAUUUUCAACGGCGAGGUGGAUGUUGACGAUUCACGCCUCGAUAAAAUUAAUGCGUAUUCCGAACGUUUGGCAUCAACUUUAGCCUCAUCAGAAACUGGACAUGCAUUCUUCAAUGGGAAGCACUUCGAUGUAAAUGAGAACUUUAUGCGCCAACUUCAAGGCGAAGUUGCGAUGCAAAUGGCAUACCUUCAGGAGAAGGUGUAUGCAGGUGUCUUGGCUGACGACGCUGAACGCGAAACAAUGAGCAACUACUUCUACGACCUUCCGACUACCAGCAAGCGGCGUAACAAGUACAUUUACCCUGCGGCGGGGUCGAAGUCUGUUCAUAUUGUUAACCUCCCUGAGGUAUUUGCAAAGUCGCGUUUCCGGCUUUCUUCAUCGGCGUAUCUUUAUCCUCCCGCCGAUGCCCAGUCUAUCUCUGAAAGUCUUUACGUUGUUGCUGAUUUCGACACGGAGGACGGUCUCGCCCUGGUGAAAGAUGCUGUAUCGUCUUUGAACGAGGAAAGCAAAACUCGAAUCUCUUUCAUUCAUAACCCAUCCUUUGUCAAAUCUCCUGACAAUGCAUCCAGAUCACCCGCAACCUGGCUCUUUGCCCACCUUCACACCCGCGAGCUGCUCGCCAAAGCUUCGCCAGAAUCUCUUUUAACUGCUCUUGGCUUCGAUGGACUUUCUAUUCCCACAGAGGGGACCCAGAUCCCGAUUAAGAAGUACAAUGCCUUCGAAGAACUGACUGGCGGUGUUUCUUUGGGCAGCAUUAUGGAGGAGGAGUACAUUGACUAUGUGAAAACUAGCCGGCUUGUGUCAAGGGAGCUGCAUCUUUUGCCUGGGCAGUCAGCAUUGGUGGUUAAUGGCCGUGUUGUUGGUCCCAUUGCUGCUAACGAUUUCCAUGUCGCGGAUUUCAAGACCUUGGAAGACCAUGAAUUCAGGGGACGCACUGAGCCUGUUGUGAAGGCUCUGCAAGACGUGGUUCCACAGCUGUCUGAAGAUAGAAACAAAUUUGCAAACGUCGUGUCUUUGGCUUCUUCGGUAAUCGCAGCGACGCAACAACCUGAUCCAAGUGAGGCUGGUCUAUUUGAUAAACCACUUAUAGUUAGACAGCGAGGCUAUCAGCUGCUGGACUCAGAAUAUACAUCGUUUCAAUAUGGCGACAAUUCGACGGCGCUACAUCAUGUAGCAGUGCUUGUCGAUCCUUUGAGCGAAACAGGUCAAAGGUGGUCUAGUCUUGUCAAGUGGUUGUCGAAUAUCCCAGACAUAUUUAUUUCAAUCCAUCUCAAUCCUGCUGGAUAUAAAGAUGUUCCAUUGAAGAGGUUUUAUCGCUACAAUCUUAUCCCUCAACUUUCUUUCGACGAAGAGGGGCGCGAAGUUGCCUCCCAGGCUAUCUUUGAGGAUAUACCUGUGGAUCCUAUAUACACUCUCGCCAUGGAUGUCCCUACAGCCUGGCUUGUCCGACCGCGCGAGGCUCUCUACGACCUCGACAACAUCCAGCUUGGCAAACUUUACCCAGGCGAUACAGCCGUUGAAGCGGUCUUCGCUCUCGACUAUAUCGUCAUCGAAGGCCACGCGCGCGAAGUUGCCAAUCAAGUGCCACGUGGUGUGCAGCUGCAGCUCGCCGCAGGUGAUGGGGUCCCUGUAGACGACACACAGGUCGUCGCUAAUCUAGGGUACUUCCAAUUCAAGGCCAAACCAGGUGUUUUCAAGUUGGAGAUCAGAGAGGGUAGAGGGCGCAAGAUUUUCAACCUUGAUAGUGCUGGCAAUGAGGGUUGGGAUAGUCCGACUGUGGAAGAAGCUGGUGCAGAAAUUACAGUGACGAGUUUCGAGGGCUUAACGCUGUAUCCUCGGUUGUCGAGAAAUCCUGGUAUGGAACUGGCAGAAGUACUGCAAGAAGAGGAAAAGGAUGAUGAGCCGAAGGGGAUCUUUGAGGAUAUUUCAUCUCGGGUCAUGUCUAUCUUCAAAUCAUCUCCGAAGAAAGAACUUUCGACCGAGGUUGCGACUGUGAAACCUCAGGCAGAUAUCAAUAUCUUUACUGUCGCAUCUGGUCUCCUUUACGAGCGCUUCGUCGGCAUUAUGAUUCUCAGUGUACUCCGUAACACCAACAGUACAGUCAAAUUUUGGUUCAUCGAGAACUUCCUCUCCCCUUCAUUCCUGGAAUUUAUACCCCACAUGGCCGAGAGGUAUAACUUCCAAUACGAGCUCGUCACAUACAAGUGGCCAUCAUGGCUUCGUGCUCAGACGGAGAAGCAGCGUAUCAUUUGGGCGUACAAGAUUCUCUUCCUCGACGUCCUAUUCCCCAUGGACUUAAAGAAGGUUAUCUUCGUGGACGCUGACCAGAUCGUCCGCGCUGAUCUCAAGGAGUUGGUCGACCUUGACCUUCAUGGCGCACCGUAUGGCUACACACCAAUGGGUGACGACAACACAGAGAUGGAAGGUUUCCGUUUCUGGAAAACGGGAUACUGGAAGGAGUUCUUGCAGGGCAAACCUUACCACAUCAGUGCUCUGUAUGUCAUCGACCUCGUCCGGUUCAGACAGGCGAGUUCUCAUUUUUCGACCAUAACAUUUCAACCUCUCAUACUGUCGUUUUUUGAUUUAGAUAUUCUCCGGGGCUCAUACCACUCGCUUUCUGCGGAUCCUAACUCGCUUGCUAACUUGGACCAAGACUUACCUAAUAAUCUUCAGGCCCAGGUUCCGAUUUAUUCGUUGAGUGAAGAUUGGCUAUGGUGUGAAACGUGGUGCAGCAAAGAUCGCCUGCACAGAGCUAAAACUAUUGAUCUGUGCCAAAAUCCCAUGACUAAAGAACCGAAGCUCGCGCGUGCGCGUCAAAUUCCAGAGUGGGACGAGUACGAUACGGAGAUUGCACGCUUUACACGAGAGCUGGCCGAAGCUGGUAAAUUACAUUCAAGAAUUGCUACUGCCGACGCGAAUGUUCUGGCUGGCGGUGGUGCCGACGGCAAGAAAGAUGCCAGCGCCGAGGUCGUUGAAGAGGAAAUCAAAGACGAGUCACAUGCGGAGGAGCCUACGCGGGACGAGCUUUGA